Messenger RNA from Hypoxylon fragiforme, 1168 nucleotides. RefSeq lists its product as uncharacterized. The coding region runs from base 176 to 838 and encodes 220 amino acids. Lineage: Eukaryota; Fungi; Ascomycota; Sordariomycetes; Xylariales; Hypoxylaceae. The record is from RefSeq and is a predicted model, not a curated record. The transcript is spliced from 3 exons. Gene Ontology annotation, cellular component: mitochondrion.
UUCCGAUUCCGACCAUGUUCAAGAUAUCCAACAUGGAAACAACGUUCUAACUGAGCUCAGAUUAACAGAUUAGUAGAGAGGAAGGAAGUAAUUUGACGCCAUCCUUCCAUCCCACCUCCAUCUCUCCACCUAUCAUCAACAACAACAACAACACUUACAUACCCACCUACCCAACAUGCAUGCCCUCCGGACGAGGGCGGCUUGCAUGGCCAGGAGAACACAACCCACAACCUUACGAACAUUGCGACUAUACAGCUCAAAGCACGACGACCACAGCGACAGCCACGCCGAAAAGCACGAUCAUGGUCAUGAUCAUAGCCAUGACCACGGCCACCACGACCAUCACCACCACGAAGCGCACAACGUCAGCGAGGGCCUAGGCACCGCAUUCUACGUCUUCAUAGCCGCCAUCCCGUCGGCAUAUCUCGGGUACUCGGUCUCACGGCCCGGCCCCAACGGCGAGGAGUCGAGCGGCUCCAAGUGGCUGCGGAGCUUCGACUACUUCAACGACUGGGAGGUGCGCAACGCGCUGCGCACCGCCGCCAUCGAGCAGGCCGCCCACGACAGGCAUCUGUUCUACUAUUCCGGGAAGAACAAUCACGUUGAGCUGAAGAUGCCCGAAUUAAUGUACGGCGGCUCCCCCUACAACAUCGUCGCAGGCCAGACGCCCGACCUCUCCCACGUGACAGAGCACUACCGCAUCCAAGCCGCCAAGGAAGAGGAGCGCAAGUUCAAGCGGAUGCAGGAGAAGCAGCAGGAGCUCGAGGAGCGGCAGAGACAGGAAGAGUUGGCGCGACAGCAGGAACUGGAGGAGCGGCUGAAGGAGCAGGAUUCAUGAGAUAGAGAAGAGAAGGUCUACAGAUAAAGACAGGGAGGGGGAACGCGCGCGCACAAGAAAAGAAAAACAUCGAGAGUAAAAAAAAAAAAAUACGCACACUUGGAAGAGAAGAGUAGGGGGAUCAGUGUACCAUCAAGUUUACCUACCUACCUACGUACAUAUCUUAGGUACCUAGGCAGUUAUGACACAUAAAUGCCAACGAGCACAGCAGAUGGGCUAGCGCUAUUUGACGGCAUAGUCGUUUUAUCUUCUUUCUAUUAUCUUCUUCUCCCUUGAUCUCCUUCUGCUACUAACAUCGAUGCCCCUCUAUAUAUGUACCGAGAGAUAUUU